Messenger RNA from Panthera uncia (snow leopard), 6079 nucleotides. It is a transcript of the gene EEA1, whose product is annotated as early endosome antigen 1. The record is from RefSeq and is a predicted model, not a curated record. The transcript is spliced from 30 exons. Lineage: Eukaryota; Metazoa; Chordata; Mammalia; Carnivora; Felidae. Gene Ontology annotation, biological process: endocytosis. The coding region runs from base 225 to 4583 and encodes 1452 amino acids. Gene Ontology annotation, cellular component: early endosome. Gene Ontology annotation, molecular function: 1-phosphatidylinositol binding; metal ion binding.
CGGGCGGGCGCUCGCUGGCUACCUCGUCUCUCGCUCGCGCGCGCUCCCUCUCGCCGCCUGUGGGGAAGUCGGGGCCGCCCGAGCGGCUGCCGCCACCGCCUCGCCCCGACCUCCUCCCCGGUCCCUUCCCGGCUCAGUCUCUCCCGCCCGCGCACCCCCGAGUAGUGAGUGGUCCCGCGUAAGGUCCGGAGAGUCACCGCGGCGGCCCGGGUGGUGUUUAAACCAUGUUUAGGAGGAUUUUGCAGAGGACUCCUGGGAGAGUUGGCUCUCAAGGUUCUGAUUUAGACUCAUCAGCUGCUCCUAUAAACACAGUGGAUGUCAAUAAUGAAAGCUCUUCAGAGGGUUUCAUCUGUCCAUUAUGUAUGAAAAGAUGUAUAACUGCUAGUGAUUUGUCGGAGCAUUACCAGCAAGUGCACGCUGAAAAUGAAACAAGAGGACAGGAACUUCUUAAUGACUCCAGUGUUACUGGUUUCAUAUGUCCCCAGUGUAUGAAAUCCCUUGGGUCUGCUGAUGAACUUUUCAAACACUAUGAGGUAGUUCAUGAUGCUGGUAAUGAUUCAAGUCAUGGAGGAGAGGCUCUUGCUCUGAAGCGAGAUGAUUUAACACUACUUAGACAAGAGGUCCAAGACCUUCAGGCUUCACUUAAGGAAGAAAAAUGGUACUCAGAAGAAUUAAAGAAAGAAUUAGAAAAAUUUCAAGGGCUGCAACAGCAAGAGUCUAAACCUGAUGGAUUGGUGGCUGAUUCAUCAGCAGAACUACAGUCUUUGGAACAACAAUUAGAAGAAGCCCAAACAGAAAAUUUUAAUAUUAAGCAAAUGAAAGACUUAUUUGAACAGAAAGCAGCCCAACUUGCCACUGAAAUUGCAGAUAUAAAGUCAAAAUACGAUGAAGAAAGGAGUCUUCGAGAAGCUGCUGAACAAAAAGUGACAUAUCUGACAGAGGAAUUAAACAAAGAAACAACUAUAAUUCAAGAUCUGAAGACUGAACUGCUUCAGAGACCUGGUAUAGAAGAUGUUGCUGUGCUAAAGAAAGAACUGGUCCAAGUUCAAACACUAAUGGACAACAUGACGUUGGAGCGUGAAAAAGAAUCUGAAAAACUCAAAGAUGAGUGUAAAAAGUUACAAGCAGAAUAUGCUAACUCAGAGGCCACAAUAAGCCAGCUAAGGAGUGAACUUGCCAAAGGCCCCCAGGAAGUUGCUGUAUAUGUGCAGGAACUACAAAAACUUAAAAGUUCACUUAAUGAAUUAACACAAAAAAAUCAGAACUUGACUGAAAAGCUUCGUAAGAAAGAACUGGAGUGUACUCAGUUAGAGGAGAAACAUAACGAAGAAUGUGUGAGUAAAAAGAAUAUACAAGCAAGCCUUCAUCAAAAAGACCUAGAUUGUCAGCAGCUUCAGUCAAGAUUAUCUGCAUCUGAAACCUCCCUGCAGAGAAUACAGGCAGAACUAGGUGAAAAGGGGGAAGCUACGCAGAAGCUCAAGGAAGAAUUAUCAGAAGUAGAGGCCAAGUACCAGCAUCUUAAGGCUGAAUUUAAACAGCUACAACAACAGAGAGAAGAGAAAGAGCAGCACGGGUUACAACUCCAAAGUGAAAUUAAUCAAUUACAUAGCAAACUUCUGGAGACAGAGCGCCAACUAGGUGAAGCUCAUGGUAGGCUGAAGGAACAGAGACAGCUUUCAAGUGAAAAGUUGAUGGAUAAAGAACAACAAGUGGCUGAUCUACAACUCAAACUUUCUCGUUUAGAAGAACAGUUGAAGGAAAAAGUAACAAAUUCCACAGAAUUGCAGCAUCAAUUAGAUAAAACAAAGCAACAACAUCAAGAACAACAAGCUCUUCAGCAAAGCACUACAGCAAAACUUCGAGAAGCUCAGAAUGAUUUAGAACAAGUACUACGUCAAAUUGGCGAUAAGGACCAGAAGAUCCAGAACCUUGAAGCCUUAUUACAGAAGAGUAAAGAAAAUAUUUCCUUACUAGAAAAAGAAAGAGAAGAUCUUUAUGCAAAAAUUCAGGCUGGUGAAGGAGAGACUGCUGUUCUCAACCAGUUACAAGAAAAAAACCAUACCUUACAGGAACAAGUAACUCAACUAACAGAGAAGCUGAAGAAUCAGUCAGAAAGCCAUAAACAAGCCCAGGAGAAUUUGCAUGACCAAGUGCAAGAGCAGAAGGCACAUCUUAGAGCUGCACAAGACCGUGUCCUUUCCUUAGAAACUAGUGUCAAUGAAUUAAGUAGUCAAUUAAAUGAGAGCAAGGAGAAGGUCUCCCAGCUUGACAUACAGAUUAAAGCCAAAACUGAAUUAUUGCUAUCAGCAGAAGCAGCAAAAACUGCUCAAAGAGCAGAUCUUCAGAAUCAUUUGGACACAGCCCAAAAUGCAUUACAAGAUAAACAGCAGGAGUUAAAUAAGAUCACUACUCAGUUGGAUCAAGUCACUGCAAAGUUACAGGAUAAGCAAGAACAUUGCAGUCAGUUGGAAAGUCAUCUUAAAGAAUAUAAAGAGAAACACCUUUCUUUAGAACAAAAAACUGAAGAAUUAGAAGGUCAAAUUAAGAAACUAGAAGCUGAUACUCUUGAAGUUAAAGGAAACAAGGAGCAAGCUUUACAGGAUCUACAACUGCAAAGACAGCUGAAUACAGAUUUAGAGCUUAGAGCCACAGAAUUGAGUAAACAACUUGAAAUGGAGAAAGAAAUAGUAUCCAGUACAAAGUUGGAACUACAGAAAAAAUCUGAAGCUCUUGAAAAUAUUAAGCAAAUGCUUACCAAGCAAGAGGAAGAAAAAAAAAUCCUUGAACAAGAAAUUGAAAAUUUAAGUCAAGAUGCAAAGAUGCAGCACAAGGAAUUGAAUAACAAAAUUCAAACAGCAGCAGCAGAACUGCAACAAUCGAAGAUGGAGAAAGAAACUCUAAUGACAGAGCUUUCUGCGGCCAAAGAGAAUUUAUCAAAAGUUUCUGAUUCUUUGAAGAACUCCAAAAGUGAAUUUGAAAAGGAAAACCAGAAAGGAAAAGCUGCUAUAUUAGAUUUGGAAAAAACUUGCAAAGAAUUAAAGCAUCAGCUUCAAGUACAGACAGAAAAUGCACUUAAGGAACAGAAUGAACUGAAAAAGUCACUUGAAAAGGAGAAGCAAACUUCUCAUCAGUUGAAUUUGGAACUCAGUUCAAUGCAGGGACAAGUGACACAGGCCCAGAAUACUUUAAAACAAAAGGAAAAAGAAGAACAGCAACUUCAGGGGAACAUAAAUGAGCUAAAGCAAUUGACUGAACAGAAGAAAAAGCAAAUUGAAGCACUCCAAGGAGAAAUUAAAAUUGCUGUUUCACAGAAGACAGAGCUUGAGAAUAAAUUACAGCAGCAGUCAAUACAAGCAGCCCAGGAACUUGCAGCAGAGAAAGAGAAAAUGUCAGUGUUACAAAAUACCUAUGAAAAAAGUCAGGAAAAUCUAAAACAGCUUCAAUCUGAUUUCUAUGGGAAGGAAUCUGAACUUCUUGCCACAAGGCAAGAUCUUAAGUCUGUAGAAGAGAAGCUUUCUCUAGCACAGGAGGACUUGAUUUCAAACAGAAAUCAAAUUGGAAACCAAAAUAAAUUAAUUCAAGAACUGAAGAGUUCCACGGCUACGUUGGAGCAGGAUUUAGCAAAGAAAGAGCAACAGUUGAAGGAGCAGUGUAAAACGCUUCAAGACAUUAAAAAAGAAAAGUCACUGAAAGAAAAAGAACUAGUAAAUGAAAAGUCUAAAUUGGCAGAGAUAGAGGAAAUUAAGUGUAGACAGGAAAAAGAAAUUGCUAAAUUGAGUGAAGAACUCAAGUCCCACAAGCAAGAAAGCAUAAAGGAGGUAACAAAUCUCAAGGAUGCCAAACAGCUUUUGAUUCAGCAGAAACUCGAGCUUCAAGGGAAAGUAGAUUCCCUGAAGGCAACCCUUGACCAGGAGAAGAGAAACCAGCAAAUGCUAAAAGAGCAGGUGAAAAAGGAAGAAGAUGAACUAAAGAAAGAGUUUACUGAGAAGGAGGCUAAACUGCAUUCCGAAAUAAAAGAAAAAGAAAUAGGAAUGAAGAAGCAUGAAGAAAAUGAAGCUAAACUUACCAUGCAGAUUACAGCAUUAAAUGAAAACUUGGGCACCGUAAAGAAGGAGUGGCAGUCUAGUCAACGUAGAGUCAGCGAGCUCGAGAAACAGACGGAUGACUUACGGGGUGAAAUUGCAGUAUUAGAAGCCACAGUUCAGAAUAAUCAGGAUGAAAGGAGAGCACUACUAGAAAGAUGUCUUAAAGGAGAAGGUGAAAUAGAAAAGCUUCAAACCAAAGUACUAGAAUUGCAAAGAAAGCUGGAUAAUACGACCGCAGCGGUGCAGGAGCUGGGCAGAGAAAAUCAAUCCCUUCAAAUCAAACACACGCAAGCGUUAAAUAGGAAGUGGGCGGAAGACAAUGAAGUACAAAACUGCAUGGCCUGUGGGAAAGGCUUUUCAGUAACAGUGAGACGGCAUCACUGCAGACAAUGUGGAAAUAUCUUCUGUGCUGAGUGUUCGGCCAAAAAUGCCUUAACUCCAUCUUCUAAGAAGCCUGUUCGUGUCUGUGAUGCAUGUUUCAAUGACUUGCAAGGAUAAUGGGUUAUCGCAACUUCAGAAUAGUAUUACACUAACAUUAGAUUUUUAAUAAAUGCACUUAAUACAGGUCUUGGACUACUAUUUGAUUUGGACAGUGGUUGCAAUAUUAGACCAAAUUAGAAUUCAUAUAUUUUGGAAUGUUAUCAAUAUCAAGUAAAACUCUUCUAUUUUUGUGAGACUUGGGCUCAUCUUUCAUUACUUUUUUCCAUUUAACCCCUGGAACAGCUUUCAUGCCAAGUUUAGAAUUAGCCAAUGAAAUGUAAAUAAACUUUGGACAGAAAAUAGCAAUGUAUUUUUUUAAAUAUAAUUUCAUUGUUCACAAAUGACAUGAAUAUACGCUUCCAUAGCUUACUUUUUUUCUCCCAAAUUUAGUAUACAAAAAUGUACAUGGGUGAUGUUAUCACAUCAUAUAUGUUGCACAAUAGCACAUUAUAUUAUUAUUACAUUAGAUACUCUCUUGGUGAAGUCAUGCACAGAACUAUAAAACUUUCUUUUUUUCUUAUAUAUAGGUCCAUAGCUCAGUUGCAUUGUUAUGUUAUAAAUUUACUACUCAUGUGUUCUAAGUACAGUUUAUGUUGAAAUAUGUACUAACCAUGAAUUUGAACAUGGUUUUUGUUUUAACAAUAUUGAUUAAAUUCUCUUGGGUAGAUUUUAUGAAAACCUCUGUAAAAUCAGUUUGCUUACUUUAUGGUUAUCCUGGGGUUGUAUUUUAAAGAUUAGGGUUAAUUUUUCUUUGUCUUUUUCUAUCUCAUGUUUAAACUCUCACAUGCUGUUAAGAAUUCUAUAAAACUACCCACCCUCACCCCCCAGCUGGAGGAUGAAUCGUAAAAAUUGUAUAAUGGUUCUAUUGUCAGUUUCUUGUAAGUAGGAAGGUUUUGGAGAUUAGCCUUUAUGUUAUACCCUCGGAUUGUCUCUCCAGCAUUUUGGGAAUCUGAGUUUGCUUUUUUAAUGGAUCUAUUUUUCCCUUUAUUUGGUUUAACCUUUCGAACCGUAGCUCAGCUUCACUGUAAUAGUUUUAUAAUUUUGCAUCUUAAAGCCAGUAACUGAUAUUGCUCUAGUCUUAUCUGUGAAAACAAAUACACGUGGGAAGGAGACAUUAAAUAUUCGACUUUACAUCUUCUUACCUAAUAGGGAAACAUUUUUGAAAGUUGUGAAGUUGACUUAAAUUUAAAAUGGUUAUGAAUUUGGGGUUCCAUAUUAACUGGUAAAUCUUUUCACUUUGGAAAAAUACUGCUAUGAAAUUGCUUUAAAGUAACAAUUGGAGAAUAGAAUAUCACCAAAAACAAAUAUAUUUCGGAAUCCCAAAGUUAUAAUCAGAACUGAAACAGAAUGGCUAAUUAAGGGUAAUUAAAAGUUAGCUUAUUUGUAUGCUGAACAAUGGAAUUGAACUUUAAUUUAUCAUAGUCUUCUUAAUUUGGGAAACAUCUGUAGAGAGGUCAUUAAUAUUGGUUUAUUCUUUCUAGAGAAAAAAUAUAAAGUUAUAUAUUUGUGCAGUA